Molecule: messenger RNA, 2589 nt
Organism: Lodderomyces beijingensis
Lineage: Eukaryota; Fungi; Ascomycota; Pichiomycetes; Serinales; Debaryomycetaceae
Source: the annotation of a GenBank genome assembly
AUGUCCUUUGCAGAUAAUUUCUGGACCCAGGACUAUCAGCAAGGGUUCCAGACGCUUUUCAGCCAGCUUCACGAGGGUGUUUGUGAAAAUAAUGACUUUAUUCAGCUUAUAAGGAAACGGAUGGAGCUGGAGUUGCUUUAUGGCCACUCGCUUCAGGCUAUUGCCAAGGAGUCGAAACCAACAAGUAAACGCCAUUUCAACGAUGAUUACGUGUCGACCAUCAAGAACGCCUAUACUGAGUUGAGUGAGAAUUUCACAAGACAGGGCCAGGUCCAUUUGAACAUUGCUGGAAACAUCCAGCUCAUGGUUUUGACGCCUUUUGAGAAAUGGUGUGGAGAACACGAACAACGAGUGGACUACUCCACGGUCACCGUCCACGACGAGUACAAGAAAUUGAGGUCCGCGCAGCAACAAGUGGACAAGUUGCAGAAAAAAUACUUUAACAAGUGUAGGAUCUUGGAGGAGUUUAAAACUCGCUAUUCCGAACAAGAGUUGCAAGAGGAAUUGAGCGACCUUGUCUUUCAGAGGAAACUCUCGCGACAGAAUGAGUCUGACGAUGAAGCUAAAGCAAAAGAGAGGGAAAAAUUCGAGUUCAACCAUGCUGUUCUCACGUUUGGCCAAACAGAACUGCUAUUGAAGGCAAUGUUGACUGGCAUUGCCCAAAGCUCGCACAAGGUUGCCAUACUUGGCACUUAUCAGAAUGUGUCCUCGGGCAGCGCGAUAACACAAUGGGCAUUGGACCAUGUUCCUGAACUCAAUAAAAACUUGGAGAAUGCCGAGAAAUUUGGCCAGGACCUCAUCAAGAAUGAGUUUAUCCGAGUGGUGGGCUCGAUGGGGAAAUCUUUUAUCAAUUCGUCUCAGUUUUACUAUCAGUGGAAGCCAAAAGCUUUUGAAAUCGCCCAAAUUCAGCCAACUCUGAGCGAAGAAACAACUGAAAAGGGGUUUUCCACCAGCUUUGGCCAAUUCAAUUUUGAUGACAUGAAAGAGGCUAUAGGUGUCACCAGUGUUGAUUACAAUGACAAGUCGCAAUACCCAAAACUCAUCCACGAGGUUGAGCUGUUGGACGGACAAUACUUUGACAAAGUGGCGUCGUUGGAUGGAGUAAGAUGCAAAUUCGAGGAAUUGGUAUUUGACCACUUGACUUUUAUGCAAAAAUGCGAAUUGGACAGAUUGAGGGCCAUCAAAAAGGUUACUUUUGACUUUAUUGCAGCGUUUAGCAACACGAUGGAAAAAAACUUGCGAUUUGUUGCGCAGGAGUUGAAACUUUUGGAGGAAACCAUUAACCCCAAGAAUGACUUGAAAUUUCUUAUUGAAAACUAUGCCACUGGCAAUUUCAGACCCCAAGUCACAUUAUAUGACAAUUACUACCACUCAAACAUGAGACAGACUUUUGGUGUCGACUUGACGGUGAAGUCGAGGUUGGACAAAAAAGUUGUGCCGCUUUUAAUCCAGUGCAUCCUUAGCCACUUGGACCACAUUUACCCGGACUUGAAAGAUGACGAAGAGAGGAUCAACAUUUGGACUCAACCGAUACAUCUCUCCAACGUGCAUAAGCUCAGACUUGAAUUGAACGGGCUCGAUGAUCCACGCAAGAUCAACGACUAUCUAUCGAGAGCUGACCCCAUAGCGAUCACCAACGUGUUGAAGCUAUAUCUCAUGGAAUUACCAGACUCGGUGAUACCCUCCAGCUUCUAUGACAUUAUUAGGCUACUCUACAACAACUACCAAGAGGACUCACAAAAGGAAUCGCGAAUCAAUGGUCUUCAGAAUGUCCUUGCUGAGACGCCGAAACCCAACUUGGCGACACUCGACGCUUUACUCACGCAUUUGAAACGGCUCGUGCAGAUUAUAGGCUCAAAGGAUAAACUUGCCGCAAAGAAUCUUCAAAAUGCCUUGUGUGUUGAGUUUGGGAAACUUGUAUUGCGUCCACGUCCAUCGACUGACUUGUUCCCCGAUACAAACCAACGCCAAUAUUUGCAUGAUAAGCAUCAAGUGAGCAUAAUGCAGGACUUGUUCAGACACAAAGAUGCCAUUUUCAAUGAGUUGAAGCGAAACACCACCAGAGUCAAGACCAAUGGCAAACACUCCAGCAGCAGUGCAUCCUCGAGCAGAAACGUGAGUCGCGAAGGAUCAUCCAAGAUUCGUAAACCAUCAAACGACACUGUUGAUCCGCCGCCUUUGGUAAUGUCGAUGGACAAGCCAAGGUCCAGUGAGAAGAGUGCUCCCGCGUCUACACUGGGAGAAACACUCGCUGCUAAAUCAAAGAGUCGCUUGGAGUCUCGGUUGAAGAAAGCGGUCACCAUCAAGAACAGGGAACAACGCUCAGCUCUUCCUGACCCUCUGUCCUCGGCACCAGUUGAGGAAAAAGAGGAGGAACAAGAAGAAGAAACAGGAGCAGAAGAAAAAGAACAAGAGAAAGAAAAAGAAGAAGGGGCGGAGGUGAGGGUGCCAUCGACUCCAUCGACUCCGCCAAAGGCUCCACCUCCUCCUCCACCCCCCAAGACGCCAUCUCCUUUGAAAAGAUCCGUCUCCCCACAUAAAAAGAGUUUGAAUAGUAUGUUGAUUGGCGAUAUCGUUCAGCAAAGUUGA